AUUUGAAUUUGCGCUGCAAACUGCAACGCAACUACUGACCAGUACAUUCUAUUGACUGCGCGUGAAGUUUAAAUAACCGCCAUCGGGAAUAAUAGUUUUAACAAAAUCCUACCUUAGGAGCUUAUAUUAGUACUUUAGUGAAACAUGGGUGUAUUUCACAGCAAAGUAGCCCCAACGGAAACUUCAUCGCAUCAGUGGAACUUGUCCGAUCCUCGAUCUUUAACAGUGAAUAUUAACCGCAGUCCCAUUGGAGCAACAAAUGAGAUUAUCCAAGACAAAUCUUCUAUUACAAAAGUACGCGAUUUGACAUCGGACUUAACGGAAAUUCUAGAUAAUGUUCAGACACCUACUGCCGAGAAGCUGCAAUCUGUGGUAGAUCCACGCUCUCCUAGCUUUUUUCUCCGAACACCACUUAUUUUAAAUGAAACAGAUGCAUCAAACAUAAGCCUGCAAGGAUCUUCCAUUGAGUAUGAAGAAAUCAGUUGUCAAGAUGAACUUUCCAUCAGUGACAAAUCAUUGUCUUUCAAAGAAUGUGAAGAAUCGUUGACAAAAAUUAUUGUUAGCCCCACGCCAACUUCUACCGAAGAAGCCGGUAGUAUAUUCAGCGAUACCAGUUUGAACACCGAGUUGAAGGCUGAAAUUGACGGUAUUAUUCAGGGGUUAUAUGAUGCAGGUAAAGAUCCUCGUUCCCCUUCAAUCCAAAUUCAGCGGACACCCAUUGUGUUUGAAGAAGAUAGUAAACCAGAGGAAAGCAAAAUUGAAGAUAAAUCUCCAGACAAACAGAGCGAAAUAAAACAGGAGGUUCAAACAACAGCAAUGCUAACGAUCAUUCCUCAGAGUGAGAAUCCGUCAAUGGCAACUCCUAAGAAAGAUAAGGUACCUCAAAGCACGACAGGCAGCGUCACUCAGCAGCAGCGUACACCUCUUGGCUGCGUAACGAACGUAAAAACACCGGUAGCGGCCAACGGGAGCAGUGCAUUACGGAAAACAGCUCUUCUAGGCCACAUGAAACAAAACAUUUUGGCUACAGGAGAUAGCGCGGGUGCAGUUGUCGGUAAUCGACGAUCGUUGUCACGAUCCAAAAUUCCAACGCUCAGAAUGAAGUGAAAAAACAUGUCGAACUGAAUCUUUAUUUCUAAUCUGUUUUCUGUAUUAUUCAAUUCUCAGCUACUCAUAUGCUUUUAGUAGUGUAAUUUUUAUGCUACCUGUAAUAGAUUUUAACCAAUACAACAAAGAUGUAGUUUUGAUUAGUUAUAUUUCGUAUAGGAUUCAUAAUACAGUCGCCACACAAGACUUCAACUUCCACCAACAAGAAGUUUUUCGAAAACUAGUUUGAGUGUAACCCACUGAUUGAUGGUUGCUAAACAUUAUAGGAUUUAUUAGUACUGUUUUUUUUUACAAAUGGUUCUCUGCUGUAUAUAUAAUCACCCAAUCACAAAAAUAGUUUCUUAUACCUGAUGACCUUGGAAUUCGAGUUACGUUUCUCUAAGUUAGAAUUCAAGACAAACUCAGUUUUUUUUUCAGCAUAAUUAACACAAUGAAACUAUGCAUCGAGUUCUUGGACAUGAUUUCCCGAUUUAGUAAGAUGAUGUUGCGUUAAGCAUUCGUUUUUAUUGCAAUAAA
Wyeomyia smithii (pitcher-plant mosquito) is the source of this 1623-nucleotide messenger RNA. RefSeq lists its product as uncharacterized. The record is from RefSeq and is a predicted model, not a curated record. The coding region runs from base 145 to 1107 and encodes 320 amino acids. The transcript is spliced from 2 exons. NCBI's taxonomy places the organism in Eukaryota, Metazoa, Arthropoda, Insecta, Diptera, Culicidae.